Messenger RNA from Cricetulus griseus (Chinese hamster), 975 nucleotides. The record is from RefSeq and is a predicted model, not a curated record. NCBI's taxonomy places the organism in Eukaryota, Metazoa, Chordata, Mammalia, Rodentia, Cricetidae.
AUGCUAGAACACAGGUUUGCUCCAGAUGGAUCUAGCCGAGCCAUUCUACUCCCAUCUCCUCCUGGCUUUGGGAAGAACAGCCCAGCUGGGGGAGGCCGUCACAGUGGUGGAAAUGUGGAGAGCAGCCAGGAGUCUGUGUUGGCCACAGUGGGUCACGUGUUCUGCUGGAGUGACAGCAGGAUUGUUAUGGCUGAGCUUCACCCAGGUGUUCUCUGUGCCUUCAUGAGGUCCCUGGUGGCCCCACUUGUCCUUAGCUCUUCCUCCAGGGGCACCUGCCGAAUGUUUUCCGGUACAAGCUUGCUGCAGGAGGUGGUCUACCUUGUGAGCCAGGGCGCCGAUCCUGAUGAGAUUGGCCUGAUGAACAUUGAUGAACAGUUGCCAGUGCUGGAGUACCCACAGCCGGGUCUGGACAUCAUCAAGGAACUGACAUCUCCCCGCCUCAUCAAGAGCCACCUCCCUUACCGAUUCCUGCCCUCUGACCUCCACAAUGGGGACUCCAAGGUCAUCUACAUGGCUCGAAACCCCAAGGACCUGGUCGUGUCUUACUAUCAGUUCCACCGCUCACUGCGGACCAUGAGCUACCGAGGCACCUUCCAGGAGUUCUGCCGGCGGUUCAUGAAUGACAAAUUGGGCUAUGGCUCCUGGUUUGAGCACGUUCAGGAAUUCUGGGAACACCGCAUGGAUUCAAAUGUGCUUUUCCUCAAGUAUGAAGACAUGCACCGGGACCUAGUAACCAUGGUGGAGCAGCUGGCCAGAUUCCUAGGUGUGUCCUGUGACAAGGCCCAACUGGAGUCCUUGAUCGAGCAUUGCCACCAGCUGGUGGACCAGUGUUGCAAUGCGGAGGCCCUGCCUGUGGGCCGGGGAAGAGUCGGGCUGUGGAAAGACAUCUUCACCGUCUCCAUGAACGAGAAGUUUGAUCUAGUGUAUAAACAGAAGAUGGGGAAGUGUGACCUCACGUUUGACUUUUAUUUAUAA